Messenger RNA from Solanum verrucosum, 516 nucleotides. Its product is annotated as putative F-box/FBD/LRR-repeat protein At5g22670. Gene Ontology annotation, molecular function: protein binding. The record is from RefSeq and is a predicted model, not a curated record. Lineage: Eukaryota; Viridiplantae; Streptophyta; Magnoliopsida; Solanales; Solanaceae. Bases 1 to 516 code for a protein of 171 amino acids. The transcript is spliced from 2 exons.
AUGGAUAGAAUUUCACUGUUACCAAGAGAGAUUCUUCACCAAAUACUCUCUCUUCUCCCAACUAAAACUGCUGCUCGAACCGCUGUGUUGUCCAAGCUAUGGCUUAAAGCAUGCUAUACCAAUCCCCAUCUUAAUUUUGAUCAGUUUAAUUUCUACACUUCUUCUGAUGAAUCUGAUUUCGACACUUCUGAUGAUGAAUCUGAUGAUGAAGCUGAAAUUGAAGCUGAUUUUGAACCACGGCAUAGCGAUAGAUUUUACGAAUCUCAUGUCGAAUUCUCAAGGAUUAGACAAAUUUCCAUAAUGUAUGACACUAUAAUGGAUACCGAGCAGUUGAUGAACUUAUGGAGAUCUCUAGUUGAGUUGCGUGAUCAGGUUGUAGAUUUGACAUUGCCUAGUAUUGAUAAGGAUUUGAGAUUAGCAAGUGAAAUUGAUCAUCUUCCUCCGCCUGAAGUUGACAAUUUAUCAUCUUACUGUCCGAAUUCAGCAUAUUCAUCUUACUUUGAUCUCCUCUUCUAG